This is a messenger RNA of Malassezia vespertilionis, 1323 nucleotides long. RefSeq lists its product as uncharacterized. Lineage: Eukaryota; Fungi; Basidiomycota; Malasseziomycetes; Malasseziales; Malasseziaceae. The transcript has a single exon. Bases 1 to 1323 code for a protein of 440 amino acids. The record is from RefSeq and is a predicted model, not a curated record. Gene Ontology annotation, biological process: regulation of transcription by RNA polymerase II; cell differentiation. Gene Ontology annotation, molecular function: RNA polymerase II cis-regulatory region sequence-specific DNA binding.
AUGGAAAAGAACGAUGGAUGCGGCACAUUGCGUGCGGUGCGUCGGGACACACACGCACACGAAGGCGAGAAAAAAAGGCGACGCCGUACGCGGCCGCACGAAGCCGAUAUUUUGAUGCGAGCGUACAUGCAGAAUGCGUUCCCGAACGAAAAAACGCGCGAGCACCUUGCACAGCUGGUUGGCAUGGCACCACGGUACGUUGCGCGUCAUACUUACACCAGUGCCAUCUCGAUCUGGUUUCAAAACAGGCGUCAGGCGGAAAAGAAGCGCACGAUGCGGUACAAUGGCGGCAGUACGCACUACCCCAGCAUGACUGUCCCACUCUCGAUUCCCAUGUCUUUGCCGCCUUUAAACGGACAGCGUGACUUGCACGAUUGGAUCGGUCCUUUGCCAGGCAUGCCGCUCAGUGCACCCGAGCCAGCCAACUUUCGCCGGACUACCAGCGCGCCUUGCGUUUCGCUCACCACUACGCUGGGCGGGCGUGCAGAGCUUGGCUCGCAACCGCAGGUGGAUGCACACAUUGCCGAUGUGCCGCUGUAUACCGAUUUUGAGCCUGCGUACCACGAGGACGAGGCAAUUUGGCAGCGCAUGGAAAGUUCCAGCGCCGUGGGCUCCAGCGAGACUGAGCCGCGCGAGGAGCUGCACGAGGAGGACGACGAGGAGCGGACUUUGCGCCGUCUUGCUCAACGGAACAAUGCGCGCGACCGUAAGGCACAGCGCGCAACGGACGCGCGACUUGCAAUACAAGAGCGUGUCAAACCGCACAGGCCUUCGCGCGGAUUCAAGCGCCAGUCCUCUUUGGCGCUUGAGUGGGCCGCAGGGCGCAAUUUGCAGGGCGACCACGAGCAAGUGUGUGCGCCAAGCAAGCUGCGCCGCACGGAAAGCGUUCCUACGCGCGCUCCUUUGCGCACGAUUCCAGCGGCGCUCCCGAGGCCGACUUGCCAAGCGCGGCGCGCGCCCGGGAAAGAGAAUGCACCGAUUGGUGCGUGGUGCCGUCCGGGCCAUUCGUUUCGUCGCGUCUUGUCUGCCUCAUCUGCGCGCUCGCGCGUCUCGCCUCCGGGUGUAGCGUAUUGGCCGCGGCCUGCCUUUGUGCGGCAGGAAUCGAGCGCGCGGAGCGAUGUGUCACCUGUACCUGCAAAAGACGAUGCCCAAGACGACAGCGGUUUCUUUGAAGAGGACGCUCAGCGCAAUGCUCACAUCUCACCGGGAACACAUGCCGCGCGCUCGACGCAUACCAACUGCGACGCACCGUUCACCGAGCACGAUCGCCAAGCAGUGGAGCUGCUCCUUGGGCUUGGAGUGAAAAAUGCUUGCAGCGCUUGA